UGUAUAUAUAAAAUGAGAAUUCCCAAGUUCAGUUAGUUCAGUGCAAACACAACCAUUCAAAAUGAUGAAAUACAUUUUCCUAAUUGCCAUCAUGGUAGUAGUACCAAGUAUGGGGGAAUUGAUCCUCAAUACAAGACCAAUCUUUACUAACCAAGAAGACUCCAGCAUCCAAAUCAACAACAAACCAAUCUUCACUAAUGAGGAAGAUGUUAUUAUUGGCCACAACAGACCAAUCUUCACCAAUGAAGAAGACACCAUCCAACCUGUUAACAGACCAAUCUUUACUAAUGAAGAAGAUGUUAUCAUUGGCCAUAAUAGGCCAAUCUUUACCAAUGAAGAAGACACCAUCCAACCUGUUAACAGACCAAUCUUUACUAAUGAGGAAGAUGUUAUAAUUGGCCAUAAUAGGCCAAUCUUUACCAAUGAAGAAGACACCAUCCAACCUGUUAACAGACCAAUCUUUACUAAUGAAGAAGAUGUUAUCAUUGGCCAUAAUAGGCCAAUCUUCACCAAUGAAGAAGACACAAUCCAAUCUAUCAACAGACCAAUCUUCACCAACGAAGAAGAUGAUGUUUGCGACAUUUGCUUCAGCCAUUUGAAGACUUUGGUUGUUGCCCUUCAAGAAACUGCCUUAUAAUAAAAUCAAAUAUAAAUUAAUUGAAUCAGAUUUUAGUA
Ceutorhynchus assimilis (cabbage seed weevil) is the source of this 675-nucleotide messenger RNA. The record is from the annotation of a GenBank genome assembly. NCBI's taxonomy places the organism in Eukaryota, Metazoa, Arthropoda, Insecta, Coleoptera, Curculionidae.